Molecule: messenger RNA, 1697 nt
Organism: Sorghum bicolor (sorghum)
Lineage: Eukaryota; Viridiplantae; Streptophyta; Magnoliopsida; Poales; Poaceae
Product: DNA-repair protein XRCC1
Exons: 8
Coding region: 302-1342 (346 amino acids)
Biological process (GO): base-excision repair; single strand break repair; double-strand break repair via nonhomologous end joining
Molecular function (GO): damaged DNA binding
Source: RefSeq, a predicted model, not a curated record
UAUUAAGAAAAAAAAAAGGACUGGGUUCAUGUCCUAGGCUCCCAGCAGCAGAACCGUGCGGGUGCGCUUCCACUGGGCCGAACAGCCCGUCGACUGGGCAAUCGCCGCCGCCGUUCUCUCCGCGUUGUGUCCCUCUCGGCGACAACCGCCGCCGCCGCCGCCAGGUGCCCAGUUCUUCGUCGCGCCCUUCGGCGGCAACGAGCACCCACCAGCGCACACAAGAUCGGUCUAUCUCAGUUGACACCGUAUAUAGAACUUUAAAUUAAGACAGCAGAGUGGUGCAGUUCGAUUUCCCAAUAAAAUGUCCGGUUCCAAGAGAAGCCUCCCGUCUUGGAUGGGUUCUUCUAAAGAUGGAGAGGACGAUUCAUGCAAGAAGAAACAUGCAGGCACCUCCCAGAAGGCUCAGAAAGGGCCUGAUUUCUCCAAACUUUUGGAUGGGGUGGUGUUUGUGCUGUCAGGGUUCGUGAACCCGGAGAGGAGCACGCUUCGUUCACAAGCAUUGGACAUGGGGGCUGAGUAUCGAGCCGAUUGGACAUCGGACUGCACCCUUCUUGUUUGUGCAUUUGUCAACACCCCCAAGUUUCGACAAGUUCAGGCGGAUAAUGGAACCAUUAUCUCAAAGGACUGGAUCUUUGAGUCCUACAAGCAAAAAAAGCUUGUGGACAUUGAACCUUUCCUUAUGCAUGCUGGAAAGCCAUGGCGGAAAAAUAAGGAGCCUGUCGAAACUGAUCAAGAUGAGAAGGAGACACGCAAAGUGCAUCAAAAGCAAGUUCAACGGUCUCGUGUCAAGCCAUCCACCUCUGAUGCCACGGAGGCAGGAAAUUUAGAAUCUGCAAACAAGUGCUUUUCUCCCUCCAAAAUAAAGCAAUGGGCCGUCGAUGAUCUGGCACAGACUAUGUCAUGGCUGGACAGCCAAGAAGAGAAGCCAGAGCCAAGUGAACUGAAGACAAUAGCUUCUGAAGGGAUAAUCACUUGUCUGCAAGACGCCAUAGAAUCCCUCGAGCAAGGCAAUGAUAUCAAGGGAGUUGCAGAGCAGUGGAGCUUCGUACCCCAUGUUGUCAACGAACUGCUGAAACUAGAUGGAGGCGGAAAAGGCGCAGCUCUGCCCAAAGAACAACUGUGUCAACUAGCAGCCAAGUGCAAGAAGAUCUAUCAGGCUGAGUUUGCUCGCGUGGACAUGGAUGGCAAGAACAAGGAUAAGCAUCAAAAUGAUUCACAUGUGGCGGAGCAUCGCAGGAAGACCAAAUCAGAUGAUGACCACUACGAUAGCGAUGAGACGAUAGAAAUGACAGAGGAAGAAAUCGAUUUCGCGUGCAGACAGCUCCCUGGGCUAUGCGGAUGAUAGUAACUUGAGAUUUCAGGUGUGUGUGUGUGGCCACGUCUAGAGGAACUAGUUGACAUGGCGUAUGUGUGGCCCCUCUAGAGCAGAAGAGGAAGGGUACUGGAUGUAGCCGCCAUCUCUAGUAGAUCAUUAUUUUACUGCUGCCAGCCAAAUUAACCGUACGAGUAUUCGGUUGUCGGUUGUUUGAUGACGACGGGUAUCUUUCACUAUACGAAUCCCGCGCUAAAAAACAGGUCAGCGGAUAGGGCCAAUCACCUGUAACCUGUGAUUCUGUGAACUAAUGACAGCGUGGUGUGUUGGGGACGCCCUAAUGAUCGAGCCUGCUCGUGACGUGGUCCGUCCAAUUGUUGGUUCA